Molecule: messenger RNA, 837 nt
Organism: Exophiala bonariae
Lineage: Eukaryota; Fungi; Ascomycota; Eurotiomycetes; Chaetothyriales; Herpotrichiellaceae
Exons: 1
Coding region: 1-837 (278 amino acids)
Biological process (GO): intracellular protein transport; vesicle fusion
Cellular component (GO): SNARE complex; membrane; endomembrane system
Molecular function (GO): SNARE binding; SNAP receptor activity
Source: RefSeq, a predicted model, not a curated record
AUGUCCAAUCCCUCCCAAUUGCUGCUCCUGGCCGACCACAUCAAACUCUCUUUACUCGAAAGACAACGUGCCAUUUCGUUAAACCUUGACCCAAACCCCUCCCAAGAUUCCAACAUCUCUCGAUCAUUAGAGUCCUUCCGCGAAGGAAUUGAAUCGUUAGCCACCAGAUCCUCUGAUGUCGACUCUCUCGAUAAGCUUCGGUCGCAAUACAAUGACCUCUCUCGCCAAUUUCAGGGCGAUGACUCCUCUACUGUCGAGGAUACUUUGUCAUCUCCCAACGAUGCCGCUUUGAAGGGAGACUUCGACAGAGCAAAGACGAGGAAACCGAGCGAUGCAGCCUCGCGACAGAAGGCAUCAAAUCUCCGAAGACAAGACUCUUCUCAAAAUCCGGCCAAAAAUGUCCGCUUCCGAGAUAACUCCAGUCAGGAAUCUCUCGAUGCUCAAGACGAAGCAAAUCGUGCCAGUUUAUUUCCAUCAAGAUAUACCGACGAUGACUCGGCGCGGGUAAAGACACCGGAUCCCACUGAGGCAAUGUCGAACCAACAGAUUCAUACAUACCACCAACAGGUAAUAGAGGAGCAAGACGAACAACUAGACCGAUUGGGUGAGUCUAUUGGUCGUCAGAGACAUCUUGCCAUGCAAGUUGGAGAUGAACUCGAGGGUCAGAUUGCCCUACUAGACGAAGUAGACCGGGGCGUCGACCGCCACCAAGGCCGACUUGACGGCGCCAAACGACGACUCAAGGGCGUCAGUCAGAAGGCCUCACAGAUUUGGGGUAUGACAACCAUUAUCAUCCUGAUCGUGAUUCUGGUCUUACUCAUUGUGGUUUUGAAAUGA